Engraulis encrasicolus (European anchovy) is the source of this 10860-nucleotide messenger RNA. RefSeq names its product trichorhinophalangeal syndrome I (gene trps1). The record is from RefSeq and is a predicted model, not a curated record. Lineage: Eukaryota; Metazoa; Chordata; Actinopteri; Clupeiformes; Engraulidae. The coding region runs from base 1209 to 6560 and encodes 1783 amino acids. Gene Ontology annotation, biological process: regulation of transcription by RNA polymerase II. The transcript has 7 exons. Gene Ontology annotation, molecular function: zinc ion binding; RNA polymerase II transcription regulatory region sequence-specific DNA binding; DNA-binding transcription factor activity. Gene Ontology annotation, cellular component: nucleus.
UUUUUCCUUCCCAUUUCUUGAAAUCCUUUAAGCCAAUUUCUUGCUGUUAAAAUGCAUUGGGGUUAAGGUGUUGUACUGUCCGAUGUGUGGUGUAUAGAAAGCUAUAGCAUGUGAAGAGUGUGCUAACGCGGUCCUAUUUCUGAUGUGACAAGAUGAGGAGUCUUUGCCGCAGCGCGUGUAUUUAUUUUCAUUGUUUGUGAGAAAGCGCAUGGUAUGGAGAAACAAAGUAUCACCUGCAACAAUACAGUUACUAAAACUUCAAAUAGUAUCCGGUGGUGUGCAUCUUGGAAAUAACGAACUGUAGGGCUGUCAUGAUAACGUUUUCCACGUAACUUUUUCAACUUUCCGUAACUGAUGUUUCUCAAAGAUAAGAAAACGCGUAGGCAUAGCAACAUGCCCUGAGCUUGAGAAUAUGUAGCAGCAAAGCACCAUGCUGAUUAUUCAAAGUAGGUAGACCUAGUUGUUGUGUGCUAUUUUGUUACUUCUAUUUCAUCGCCAUAUUACAGGCUGGUCCAUUCAAUAGUUCAGGUGCAUUUUAACCAUGGCCUGAUCAUUUUGCUUCUAAUUUGUGUGGAGAACUUUAUUAUCAGUGUACAAGUCACGUUUGGGGCAGAGGACAAUUGCAGUCUCACACAUCUAUGUCGUGGGCUAUUUCUCAAAGUUACCAGCACCAGCCCGGAUUACCAAAAUAGCUUUACUAAUAAGCCAUGGAUAACACCAAUUUUGGAGCAAAGUCCAACUCGAUUCAAAAUGAAGGGAGCGCUUUGUGACGCGUGCAACGCUUGAACCCGGGAAGACCCUCACCUUCCAAGGCCUGUGAAGACGAGAUAGGAGAGAGGACACACAAAAAAAGCCAGUGACUGUCCACACACAACAAAACAACAAAACAACAACAACAACAACAACAACAAAAAUAAAAAUAAACAAAAGGAACGGGAACGAAAAAAAACAGAAGAAGGAAAAUCAAAAGAAAAGAAACCUCAGAAGAGAAGGAAGAGGAAAAGAGGAGGGGAAAAAAGUUCAGAAGAAGAGGAGCCAUACAAACAGAAGGAACCCAACCAACAAUGGAAUAAAUCCGUAUCCAGCAUGGGAGCGAAAUAAUAAAAAAAUAAGGAUAGCAGAGACGCAGGGGCAAGGGCUUUUGGAUAUUGUGCCUACUUCAGUAUCUGCCACGUCGUGAAAAGCCCCACUGAUAAUGCUCUAACCCGAUGCACAGGAGAGAUAUGGUGCGGAAAAAGAACCCCCCUUUGAGGAGCGUGGGCGGAGAGGAGGAGGGCGAGGGAGGAGGCGCGGAGGAGGCGCUGGCGUCGGAGGCCAGCGGGCCCGAGAGCGAGGAGGCGGACGGAGGAGGUGGCGGCAGACCGGCCGAGCCCAGCAGCGCAUUGGGUGACGGCAACGGCAACGGCAACGAGCUACCGGGGCACCACCACCAUCACCAUCACCACCACCACCACCGGGCCGACGAGCCUGACACGGGAGACGAACCCGAGGAGCCCGCCGGGAGACGCGCCUCCCCUGGAGGAGGCAACAAGCGCUCCUGGAGGGGAGCAGGACGAGGUGGUGGAGGUGGUGGUGGUGAGGUAGGAGGACCCAGAGACAAGGCUGGGUUCCAUUAUGCCGUGGCGGGGCAGAAGAAAGGAGGCGAGGAUGGCGUCAUGGACACCAGGCUGCUGAUCCUCACGUCGUCCUCACGGGGUCCACCCGACGACGGGGACACGGAAGGAGUUCGGGACGGCUCGGUGUCUCCCUCUAUGCAGUUUGAGGAGAGAGACCAGGGGGUUGCGGACAUGGGCAUGGAUCUGCGAGAAGGCAGGGAGCUGUCGUCGUCGAUGGGCAUGGCGACCGCCGCUGCCACUGCCGCUGCCAACUACAGGCUGGAGGCCUGGCAGCGGAUGGGGGGAGGGGUGAUCGUGCAGGGCUGUGCCACCAACGGGCAGGACGGCCUCAACUCGGCCACCCACAGCCCAGAGCUGGGCUACGACGGCGAGAUGCCCCCUCUCCGCUCCUCCUCCUCCCUGCACCUCCACCUGCAUAGGAACAGCGACGGCAGCAACAGCAUGCCCACUGCCUUGGCACUGCUCGGGGGCAGCGAGGGCACCGGCACCAGCACCAGCCCCCCGCUGCCGCACCCCCCCUCGUCCUCCUCGCCUAAGCUGCAGGACUUCAAGUGCAACAUCUGCGGCUACGGUUACUACGGCAACGACCCCACCGACCUGAUCAAACACUUCCGCAAGUACCACCUGGGGCUGCACAACCGCACGCGGCAGGACGCCGAGCUGGACACCAAGAUCCUGGCGCUGCACAACAUGGUGCAGUUCUCUGCCCAGACGCAGGGCAAAGAGGCGGGUGCUGGGGGUGGCGCCGCUGGCGGGGGCGGUGGCAGGCUCUCGGGCCAGGCAGCGGGGCACGCCGGGGGAUUACCCGACCCCAGCUCCCCCAGGCCUGCACAGCUCAACGGCACGUAUGACGUGCAGGUGACGCUGGGUGGCACCUUCAUCGGCAUCGGCCGCAAGACGCCCGACUGCCAGGGCAACACCAAGUACUUCCGCUGCAAGUUCUGCAACUUCACCUACAUGGGCAACUCGGCCACGGAGCUGGAGCAGCACUUCCUGGCCACGCACCCCAACAAGAUGAGGAGCCCGCCCCCUCCUCCUCCUCCCCAGCAGCCGUCCCAUCACCCGGGGAGCGGGCAUCACGAGGAUGGCAGCAGCGCUAAGACGGAGCGCAAGAGCAACUGCGUGGUGGUGCGCGGCGGCGGCGGCAUCCUCCCGGGCAUGGACGAGCACGGGGGCAAGUGGGCGGACCGGGUGGCCGUGCGGGCGGAGGACGACUCGGUGGCGGGGUACUCGGUACCCAUCCGUCCUACAGACCCCGCCUCCUCCCCUUCCUCGGGCAGAACGAGUGGAGGUAGUGGCAGCGGUGCUUCAGACUCGGCGAUGGCGUCAGCAUCAGCAUCAGCAUCAGCGGCGGCCUACUACUGGUGCAAGUACUGCAGCUUCAGCUGCGAAGCCUCCAGCCAAAGUCGGCUGCUGGAGCACUACGAGAAGAGACACAGCACGCCCAACAGAGAAGAAGGCAGCCCAGCUGGAGGAGGAGGAGGAGGAGAGCGCAAGCAGCCCAGAGAUGGAGCAGAUGGAGGAGUCGUCUCCUCAGCCUUCCACACCCGGAGGAAAGACAAAGGAGCAAUAGCAGCAGCAGUAGGAGGAGGAGGAGGAGGAGGCGCAGCAGAGGCCGACGGGGUGGUGACCAGCUACAACUGCCAAUUCUGCGACUUCCGCUACUCCAUGAACCACGGUCCGGAGGUGAUCGUGGUGGCGCCGCUGCUGCGCCACUACCAGCGCGCGCACAGCAUCCACAAGUGCACCAUCAAGCACUGCCCCUUCUGCCCGCGUGGCCUCUGCAGCCCGGAGAAGCACCUGGGCGACAUCAGCUACCCCUUCGCCUGCCGCAAGACCUCCUGCUCGCACUGCGCCCUCCUCCUGCUCCAGCUCUCCCCCGGCAGCGGAGGAGGAGGAGGAGGGACCUCCUCUGCGCCCACGACCCCACCUCCACCUCGCGCCUCCGUCACGCACCUGUGCGACCAGUGCCCCUUCGCCACCACCGACAUCGACCUGCUGCUCGUGCACUACGACAGCGCGCACAUGCCGCACGGCGCGCACGACGUCAAGCCCGAGGAGGAAGGCGGAGGUGUUGAGAGAGAUCGGGAGCGGGAGAGGGAGCGGGAGCGGGGGGUCAAAGGGCAAGCUUCGCUGGCUGAGCACUCUUGCACCAAGUGCCACUUCUUCACAGAGGUGGAGGAGGAGAUCUUUCGCCACUACAGGAGGGUGCACGGCUGCUGCAAGUGUCGGCACUGCAGCUUCACGGCGGCCGACACGUCGAGCCUGCUGGAGCACUUUAACACGGCCCACUGCCCCGCCGACCCCGCUGCCCAGCCCCCCGGCGGUGCCGGCCGCCCCGGAUCUGGAGGAGGAGGACCCGGAGCCCCCACCAACGGCUGCUCGGCGCCCUCCACCCUCAGCAUCAAGGAGGAGAGCAAAGGCGACCUCAAGCUGUACAGCCUGGCGCCGCCCGAGGGCCGUCCGGCCGAGACGGGCCACCCUGGCCUGGGCCUGGGGAUGAUGAUGAUGAUGGGGCCCGAGACCGGGGUGAAGAGCGAGGCCCUGGAUGAGAAGGAGCACCUGACCCGCGGAGGUGGUGGAGGCGGCGGCGGAGGUCCACUUCCAGUUGGCGAUAAAGGCUGGGCUGAGGCGCUGGCCAGAGCCAGUGCGGCGGCGGCAGCAGCCGCGGCGGCAGCCAACAAUGCUGGGGACCAGGUGCAGAGCCUGGUGUGGGUGCCCAAGGAGCGGGCCGGGGAGAUUCUGCGCGGCAGUCCCUCGCAGUUCCCCCAGGGGGCGCUAGGCCUGCUGAACGCGGUGGCCGCCCAGCAGCAGCAUCACGAGCAGCAGAAAGCGGCGGCGGCAGCAGCAGCCGUGCUCAGGGACUCACCCGGCCUCGUGUUCAGCCUCAGCGCAGACGCCAAGGGCUUCCUACAGGCCCAGACCCCACCUGAGCGAGGAGGAGGGGGAGAAGAAGAAAGAGGCCGAGGAGGAGGAGGAAGAGGAGGAGGAGAAAGAGGCGAAAAGGGAGGAGGAGGUGGCAACGAGGUCAAGAGCUCCAAAGAAGAGUCGCAGUCGCUUCUACGGAGACGGCGAGGCUCCGGUGUGUUCUGUGCCAACUGUCUGACCACCAAGACCUCACUGUGGAGGAAGAACGCCAACGGAGGCUACGUGUGCAACGCGUGUGGCCUGUAUCAAAAACUGCACUCGACCCCCAGGCCGCUUAACAUCAUCAAGCAGAACAACGGCGAGCAGAUCAUCCGGCGUCGCACGCGGAAGCGACUGAACCCCGACACACUCCCGUCCGACGCCGUCAACUCCAAGCAGCAGCGGGGAGUCAAUAACGAGGAGCGUCUCAACGGCAGCCCCCUUGAGCGCCGCCCGGACGACCAGCAAGCCACUCCCACCGGCCACUCCGAGGGGGGGAUCGCCGCAGCGCUGCGCUCGGACGUGGCCGUGUCGCACGGCCCUCUGGGAAAAUACGAGGGCUAUGGCUCGGGUGCCACGGCCGGGGGGGUGAAAGGUCACCCGAGCCCGCGCUCCACCCACGCCUUCCUGGUCAACCAGACGCUGGAGAUCCAGAAGAGGAUGCCCCCGCUGCACCUCCACAAGAGCCCCUCGGACGGCGGGCCUCUGGGGGGGCCGGAGGGGAACGGCCUCACCCCCGGGUCCGACGGCACCGGCAAGGGGGGCUCCGAACGCGGCAGCCCCAUCGAGAAGUACAUGCGGCCCUCCAAGCAGGCCAGCUACUCCCCCCCGGGGAGCCCCAUCGAGAAGUACCAGUACCCCUUCUUCAGCCUGCCCUUCCUGCAGCACAACGACCUGCAGAGCGAGACGGACUGGCUGCGCUUCUGGACUAAGUACAAGAUGUCGGUGCCGGGCAACCCCCCGGUGCCCGGUGCGCACUACCUGGGCCCCGCGCUGCCGGGCCUGCCCACCCCGUGCCAAAGCUUCGUGCCUUACGCCCCCUUCGGGCUCACCCCGGCCCACUUCCCGCCUCCGCCGGUGGCAGCGCCCCAGCCCCAGCACCCUCCGCCUCCUCAUCCGUCCUCCGUCGCCGGGCCCGACAGCGACGCGCCGCUCGACCUGGCCAUCAAACAUUCCAAGCCCAGCCCCUCGGCGACGCCUAACGCCAACGGUGGUGGUGGUUCCACGACGGGAGGUUCCCCAGCAGCAGGCAUCCAUAUCGGCCUUGCCACGCCGCCGGGAAUCAACAUGUCCAUCGACAGAAGCAGAAGCAGCAGCAGCGGCAGCCUCUCGGAAAAGCGUUCCUCACCGGCCAUGGUGAACUUGGUGGAAAAGGACCGUGAGCAUCAGAAACAUCAGCAGCAGCAGCAUCAUCUGAAAGCAUCCAGCGAAAUGACAGCAGAGCAAGAGAACUCGUUGGUGUUGUCAAGGGCCCACCUGUCUCCGCUACCCCAGCAGCAGCAUCAGCAGCAGCAGCAGCAUCAGCAGCAGCAGCGUCAGCAGAGGCAUCAGCAGCAGCAGGCGCGAGUGGAGACGUCGGAGCAGGCCACGCAGGACGAGCUGUCCAGCAAGUGUGUACGCUGCGGCAUCCUCUUCCUGGACGAGGUCAUGUACGCGCUGCACAUGAGUUGCCACGGCGACGGCGGUCCCUUCCAGUGCAGCAUCUGCCUGCACGCCUGCGCCGACAAGUACGACUUCACCACGCACAUACAGCGCGGCCUGCACCGGCCGCCCGCCAGCGAGACGCCACCGCCGCAACCUGCGCCGACCGAGACGACGGAGACCACACAGACCCUGUCCAGCCCCUCAACCCCAACCCCAACCCUGGCGCCCCAGACGGAGACAGAGAUGGAGAUGGAGACGGAGACGGAGACUUCAGCCCCUAUGAGCCCUGCUCCUUCUCCUACUCCUCCUACUCCUCCUCCAGCCCCAGCUAGCCCCGUAGGAGAACCCCAAGGGAGCCCUGCACCGGGUGAGAGCAGCCCGGCGCAAGAGUGAGCACCAUCUGGUGGUGUGGAUGGUCAAUUACAUCCCAAAUAGAUAAAUUACUCUGCUCCCCCUCAUAUCACUCCCCUUCUGCAGCACAACAAGCAACAAUGAACUGUGGGGGAUGGGGACAUGGAGAUGAGAGUAGUUUUGGGUAAGGGGCGCACAUCCAAAGACACUUUUUGCAGGUGCCAGACAAAAGUGUCAGACAGUUGAAGCAGUAGGUCUGCACACUGCCUAUAAGCUCCAAAAGAAAACUUUAUUAAUUAAGAAGCAACGUUUCGAUCAUGAAGAUCCAGGGUGAUCGAAACGAUUGUAAAUAAUAAAGUUUAUGUUUUGGAGCUCAUUGGCAGUGUGAAGACCUACCUCAACAAUGGUUCACUAAACCAGGAAAAUGUCCUCCUAUUUUUUGAAACCAUCCCCACCCCAAACUCCCCACCAGCCUCUAGCUUGUGCUCCAGACUCGAUCCGUUGUACCCCUUCCCUUCCCUUCCCUUCCCUAGACUGAUAUCACUCACCCAAGCAGAGACUUUUAAGAAGCAGCCGGGGACCCACACACAUGUGCCAUGAUGGCUUGCGCUGCCAGUUUUUAUGCGGUGCCUAAAAAUGUCUUCAAAAUGGGAAAACGAGACAAAUCAGUCUUGGACAGCUGUUGGGAGUUAAAAAGAACAAAACAAAUGAACAAAGACAAAAAAGCUAUUUGCAUUUUUUUUUACAUUUCUAUGAAGAUACUGAUGGUUUUUAAUGACAUUGGUACAACCAAGUUUAAUUUUUUCCUCCUCAAUCCUCUCCCAGAAACAUAUAAAGCAGUUCAGCAAGUAAGGUACAUGAGCAAAUUAGUUUUUCAUUGUUUUUGUAGUUUUGUCUGUUUUUUUGUUUUUUUUACUUGAUUUGAACUUAAGUUACAUUUUAUUUUGAAUUCCCUUACAUUUCUCCAAGUUGGAGAAGUUGCUCAUUUAGAAGUUCUUGCUGUACCUCCAUUGACUCCAGGGCAGGGGGUAGGCUUCAUCUACAUGUAUAUGCAUUGAGGGCUCUUGUGGGGAUUUUGAGAGGAUGUGGAGGCAUAGUGUCAUGAUGGGUGUCCUGCAGUCGCCCCUAAGUCCCAUAAGCCACGGAAUAUACCUGUAGGUGAUGGUGUUAUCAUCAUGUCAUCAUCAUCAUUCAGAAUAACGAAGCGUCCUCAGGGAACGUGCAUGGCUGACAUCAUAAAUCCUUUUGGUUGUAAACCGUAGAUGCCAGUUAACAUAGUAUACUAAGUGUCCUACGUUUUAUCAUACAGUACAAUGUUCAUUUGUAGGAGGCAUUGGGGGGUUUGAAACGGGGUGUCUUUGGAGUGCUUGUUUUAUUUGUGGGCAUGAAAUGGGAGGCAUGGGGGGUGGGGGGAGGGUGGGGUCCUAGAUGUCCAUCAACACUUUAAGCUGCUGCCUUAGUUGCUGCGACGCAAAACUGAUAUCACUAGACAUUUGGGAAGGAAUACAAAGAAGAAGAAGAAGAAAAACACAAUAUAUUUUCUAAGAUGUUAAUAAGAAUAAUCAUUAUAUCAGUGCCUGAUAUAUUGUACAAAGUAUUUUCUACCUGGUUAUGUUGAUAUGCAGCAAUGACUUUGUUUUCAAGUCUGGAGUCUGUGAGCUAGGCUCCAAUAAACUGUUUACAUUUUGCAAAUGUAGCAAACUUGGUAAUGAAGCAAACACCUGCUAUUGUUACAUUUUUUAUUAUUUGUCCAUUUUAUUUUAAUAUUUUUUGAAUCCCUCAAGAACAAAAGAUGUAUGAUGAUGAAUGAUGUAUGCCUAGUUUUGCAAAGGUAGGAGCUUCGAGGAGCAGAGGAAGGACAUGGAUAUUAUUUUUUUAUUUUAGCUUAUGUAUUUGUGCACAGAUGCCUUCGCCACGCAUUUGUCCAUUCCAUGCAUGGUUUGUCUUUUAUUCUUUAUCUUAACUUACACACAACGAGACCUGCACAUACAGUACAUCAUGCACGCGUGGGUGCUUAAUGCACACACAGAGAGACGCAGAGACACAGACACAGACACACACACACACACACACACACACACACACACACACACACACACACACACACACACACACACACACACACACACACACACACACACACACACACUAACCCCAAUAGUUCUUUGUAAUAGAGCAACUCUUGUGGCAAUGGACCUCAACCUUUUCACACUCGUUAACCAUAAAAACACAAAAACAAACAUGAAACUAAGAAUUUCUCAAAAUCUGGUCAUUUUAUUAUUAUGAUUAUUGUUAUUAUUACUUCAUUCAGGAUAUGAACAAUAAGCUGCUCGUUUUAAUCCUUUCCCUGCAUCACUGACACAUUUCACGUUUCUACGCUCAUCAGCUCCUCCUUAUUGUUUAAUCCUCUGCUUUUGUUAAAUGUAAUUUUUUGUGAGUUUUGCCUUCGCCUCACAAAGAAAGAAGAGAAAACACUGAGAGAACUAAUUCUUUCCGUGGGCAUCUGGGGGACAAUGGAAGCGUUGUGCUCAGCCAAGACGUGCAGGUGUUGAGCAGGUGCCUUGUGCCACAAGACUGGCAGUUGGGUAAACACUACCCAUCUGCAAAUCUGGGGAUUUUUUUGGGUUUGAGGGGAGGACGUGUGUUUUCAGGCGAGAUGUAGAGGCUAAGUACAUAUCCGAGGACUUGUUGAUCGAACCAACAUGUGCAUGUUGCUAAAGUAAAGUAAAACAUAAAAAGGAAAAAUAAAUACAUACCGUACAUGGCCUGUUCACACCCUCAACAGAUAGGGAGAUGACUUUUGGUGUGUUUUACUGUUAGAGGCGCAUCUUCUCACCAGGCUAGGCUAGGCAGCCACUUGGGGCCCCUGGAUGGUGAAUAACAGCUCACACUUUGCUACAGUAGUGGCGAAUUUCAUUCAAAUAUUCACUCCUUUGACAUUUCGCUUGGGGUCCCAGCUGCACCUAGAGUCGCCUAUAGUUUUGGGCAUAAUAAGAAGAAAACACUGGCCUUGCCACAGCUCAGUGCCACACAAUAGUGAUUUCAGAUUCACACAUCUCUUCAUCUGUUGCCUCAAUGAGUGCACAACAUCCGUCACACAACCAGUGUUGCCAGAUGUGUCUGAUCAAAUCCCGCCCAAAAAACGCCAAAAUGCACUAAACUCCGCCCAAUUUCAAUAAAUUGCAUUGAUUUCUAUGGGCAUAAAACUGCAGAAAAAAAUGGCAAUUUUUUCCCGUUUUUACCCGCAGACGGGCAUCCCAAGCAGCCCAAUUGGGCGGGUAACCACCCACUCUGGCAACACUGCACACAACCUGCCAAUCACAUACUCUCUCAUCAAAUGUAAAAUAUCUGAUUUAAAUCAAUGUGCACAAGAUGCAAAAGCCUCUUUGAUUUUAUACUGAAUUGCUUUUUACACACACACACACACACACACACACACACACACACACACACACACCCUCCUGUAUGCACGUGCUUUGCCUGCUUUGCAAUGUGUUUACCCUCCGUUAGCCUUGUUUUUUAUGUGCGUGUGUGCGUGUGUGUGUGUGUGCGUGCGCGUGCAUGCGCAUGCGUGCGUGCGUGCGUGCGUGCGUGCGUGUGUGUGUGUGUGUGUGUGUGUGUGUGUGUGUGUGUGUGUUGAUGUCUUGGGAGUGCACACCCACUGCCCGCGAUGUUGCAUAAUUUAUAUGAAGUGGAGAGAGAGAUGGAUGGAGGAUGCUAUAGGAGAGAUGGACAGAUGAGCUUAGAGAAGGUGGAAAGAGAAAAAAAUGCAAAGCAAAGAAUUGACUUUGAGUAAAGUAGAGUUGUGUCCUGGAUUUCUCUGAGAGUUGUUUCUGAAGUACUGAGAGGUUUCAGAUAACUCAGUAUAGCCUUAUGAUGCUGCUUUACUGCAAAAUGCCUCCUCUUGGGAAAUACGAUUUAGUUUUUUUUUAAGGAUACAUUGAAUUAAUGAAGCAUUGUUUUUCUUUUCUUUUCUUUUCUUUUUCACAGGAGCAUUUAUACACGUAGUAGGUUAUUGAAUAACAAGGAAAAUCUUGCCUUUUUUUCUAAAACAACAAAAAGAUUGUGUAUUUGUCAUGAGAUGUCAUAGUUUAUUUUUUGCUCUCAUAUUUCAUCUGUUUUUGUUUUGGGUUUUUUUUUCGUUUCCAUGGAGUUUUUCGUUGUUUUUUGAAAAAAAAAUAUUGAAAUAUGUUAACGCUUGCACUUCAGUUAUCCAUUUUAUUGCCAAGGAAGAAUGACGACAUGUAAUUAGCAUGCUGCGUACAGGUACUGCAUCUUAAUCUAUUGACUUUUUUUCGUUUUCUAUUUUUAUUUUAUUUUUUAUGUAAGUGACCAUACAUAU